AUGGAAUACCCACUUCUUGAUGAUUAUUCUGCAACAGGGCGCACAGGAAAGCUGCGCGAUAUACUCGGAACAACAAGGACUCAGACGAAUUGGGACGCCAAGACAGAAGUUUUGAAUUUGCAAUCAAGAAGUAGUUCAACUGCACAGGCCAAGCGUUUAAUGCUAGCAGUGGGUUUGUUUGUUUUAGUGGUUUUAUCUUCUGCAUGGCGUCUGCGUACUGCCCAGUUAGAGCGCGGGACACUCUAUUCUUCUUUAGAAGAAUUCUCCUCAACGGAAUCUGUAGAAGCCGAUAAGGUUGCUCUAGUGCAGAAAAGAAUAAGAGCACUCAAGGCGGCCCUUCCCGAUGCAACGCGACUGGCAGAAGCUGUACAUACGCCCGAAGCAGUGCAGCAUUUAAUGAGGCUGGGUUCAAGCUUAGUAGGUGCUUCGCAGCUGAGGAAGGAGAUAAAGGAAGCAGCAGAUGCCAACAGCGACACCGACGAGCUCUUUGCAAGAUUUGACGAAUGUUUACAUGGAGCGGUCUCUGCUUUAAACAGUUUAGCAACAAUAGCAGCAAGGCGAGGGGAGCAGCAUGCUGCACAACUCGUUGCUCUUCCUCCACCCUUCCAGCCGAGUGACAGCUUAAAGAAAGCAUUAAUAGAUGCUGCAGGAGAAGAAGCUGCAGAGGCGCUGCUGCUGUCGCUACAGUCAUUAGCAGAAACAGCAGGAAGUAUGGAAGGACACGUUUUAUCAUCACAUGAAGGACUUCGUGCAGCAUCGACGCAACGGCUUACACUGAGUAAUUGUGCAGAGAGAACUCAUUUUAUUUAUUCUCAAUAUUCUCAAUUAAGGAGAUCUGUCAAUGCUGCAAACCAUGCAUGCGAGGUGUACGUACAGCUCGAAAAUACUCUUACAGAUUUUCUUCAUUCUUGUUUCCUCAGGAAAGCCGUUGAAGAACGCCUUAGUCUUGUACGCCCCUUUGAAUUUCAAGAGGGCCUCCUUGCUUUAUAUAAUGCUUCCCGUAGUUCCAGCAGCAGCAGCAGCAGCAUGCAUGACAGCAAAAGCAGCAAGAGCGAGAGUAUCGACAACAACGACAACAUGAACAGCGACAAGAGCAGCAGCAGUAUUAGCAGCAUGAUUAGCAGCAUCAGCAGCGGCAUCAGCAGCAGCUUCAGCAGCAGCAACACUCGGAAUCUUGAAUCUGCGUUAAAGGAGUUAGCUACACAAGUAGAAGAAGUUGGAAAGAAAUUUCGUCUGCAUGAUUUUAUUUUAUCUUCUUCUUUCUCUGGUCAAGGCCUUGUUAAUCUUACGAAGGCAAUUGAGAAGGUGCAGGAGGUGCAGCAGGAGAUGCGUACGGCUCUGCAGCAGAACAGAGAGCUUGUAGAGCAGAUUCUUACUGCUAAUCCUGAUAUUUUCAGAGACGGGUUCGACAGCAUUCGGGGUGUAUAUGUCUCCUUUGUAGCUGAAAGCGCUUCUAUCGUGCAUGAAUACGCAGCGGGAGUACAGCGAUCCGCUGCAAGUCUAAAUGCACAAGCAAGCAACAGCUUGCAUCAGCAGCAGCAGCAGCAGCAAGAGGAGGAGGAACAGAAAGAAAAAGAACAACAACAAAGAGAAGAAAAAUCAGAAGAAUCAGAAGAAGAACCAGAAGAAGAAUCAGAAGAAGAAGCAGAAGAAGAAGAACAAGAAGAACAAGAAGAACAAGAAGAACAAGACGCAGAAGAGGAACCAGAAGGAGAAGAAGAAGAAGAAGAAGAAGCAGAAGAAGCUGAGAGUGAAGUGAUGAUGCGUUUGCGUUCGGCUCUAGAGACGCUGCUCAAACAGGCAGAGGGGCUUUCUCGGGUGUCUGUAUAUAUGAGGAGAGAGAGUAGAUUGCGGUUGAUGAAUCGUGCAGUAGUAGUAGUAGAAGGGGAAUUAGAGAAGGCUCGUAAGACUACAAACGCAGCCCAGCUGCUGCUGCUGCAGCAGGAGGUGCAGCAGCUGCUGCAGCAGGACAUUGAAGCCACGCAAAGGGCAGUAGGAAAAGUUCAAGUGGAGGCUUUUCAGACUGCCAAUACACCUGAAGGGACAUCGCCUCCAGCAGCAGACUCCCUGAAAGCUGUUGCUGGGGCUGCUGCUGCAUGCAGAGCAGAGUUGAUAAGGCUUGAAGCAGCAGCAAGUGAAGACGGCGAAGACAGCGAAGACAGCGAUGCAGAGCAGGAAGAAGAAGAGACACAUAAACCUUAA
Messenger RNA from Eimeria acervulina, 2202 nucleotides. RefSeq lists its product as hypothetical. The coding region runs from base 1 to 2202 and encodes 733 amino acids. The record is from RefSeq and is a predicted model, not a curated record. The transcript has a single exon. NCBI's taxonomy places the organism in Eukaryota, Apicomplexa, Conoidasida, Eucoccidiorida, Eimeriidae.